AUGGGCAACUCACAGUCCUCCAGCGCCGUCAACGAACCCGCGGUCGAGAAGAUCCUCGUCCAACAACUCCAGAAUCUCCGCACCAGAGAUAAGCUGAGACAGUUGGAAAUCGAGAAGGAAUAUGUUCACGUGGAGACUGAAAAAGGAAUUCCUCAUACAUAUUCGGCCGACCCUACUCUAUCUAUCAAGACGGCUGAAGCAUGGGAGAAAGAACUGCUUGCCGAUCCGAAGAACCGCCUGGCAUUGAAUGCCCUCCUCUCUAAUGACGUCCGCUCCAUCGUCUCCAACAAAGUCGCUACUGUCACAGACACACAGACAUUCAAUGUCCAGAUCCCUUUUGAAGGAGCGCCAGUCACCAAUCAACGAUCAUCGGGAAGAUGCUGGCUGUUCGCCACCACCAAUGUGUUACGGGUAGCCGUGAUGAAGAAGCAUAAUCUGAAGGAAUUCGAAUUGAGCCAGGCAUAUCUCUUCUUCUGGGACAAGCUGGAGAAGGCCAACUGGUUUCUGGAACAGAUGAUUGACACUGCAGAUAAGGGUCUGGACAGCAGAUUGGUACAAGAGCUGCUCGGUGCCCCGGUCAAUGACGGUGGUCAAUGGGAUAUGGCGGCCAACUUGGUGGCCAAAUACGGAUUGGUCCCUCAAAAACUCUACCCGGACUCCUACAAUGCCAUGAACUCUUCUGCCAUGGGUUCAAUCCUCACCACCAAGCUCCGUGAAGACGGCCUCGCCCUCCGCGCCAUGGUGAAGAGCCCAUCCAUCCAGAAAUCCUCCAUCAUUGCCGCCAAAGCCAAAAUGAUGCAAGAAGUCCACUGCAUUCUUACCCUCAUGCUGGGCCCACCACCUAAGCCCGACGAGAAAUUCAUCUGGGAAUACUACGAUGCCACCGACAAAUACCACAAAGUCGUCAAGACCCCGCUCGAACUGGCCAAGGAACUCUCUAGCCCCAGCGUCGUUCGUUCCUUGAACGCCGACGUCAAUGAACUCUUCAGUUUAGUCAACGAUCCACGAAAUAAAUACAACCAACUCAUGACCGUGGAGCGUUUGGGGAACGUCGUGGGCGGCCGCCCCAUCACCUACGUGAACGUGGACAUGGCGACCAUGAAGAAAGUCACGAUCAACAUGCUCCGAGCGGGCCUCCCCGUGUUCUUCGGCAGCGACGUGGGGAAAUUCUCCAACUCCACCUCGGGCAUCAUGGACCCGGCUCUGUACGACUACGGUCUCGCAUUCAACAUCAGCUUGAACAUGAGCAAGAGCCAGAGGCUGAUGGUGCGCGAAUCGGCCAUGACGCACGCGAUGGUUCUCACGGCCGUGCAAGUCGAGGACGGCAAAUCGGUGCGCUGGCGCGUGCAGAAUUCCUGGGGCGAGAACGCCGGCGAGAAGGGCUUCUUCGUCAUGACGGACAAAUGGAUGGAUGAGUUCGUGUAUCAGGUUGUGGUUGAUCCGGGGUUCGUGAGCAAGGAGACCAAGGACCUCCUGAAGACAGAGCCUCUGGUUCUACCGCUUUGGGAUCCCAUGGGUGCCUUGGCGUAG
Messenger RNA from Rhinocladiella mackenziei CBS 650.93, 1530 nucleotides. RefSeq lists its product as uncharacterized. Gene Ontology annotation, biological process: response to toxic substance; proteolysis; L-homocysteine catabolic process. Gene Ontology annotation, cellular component: cytoplasm. Bases 1 to 1530 code for a protein of 509 amino acids. Lineage: Eukaryota; Fungi; Ascomycota; Eurotiomycetes; Chaetothyriales; Herpotrichiellaceae. Gene Ontology annotation, molecular function: cysteine-type aminopeptidase activity. The transcript is spliced from 2 exons. The record is from RefSeq and is a predicted model, not a curated record.